GCCAGCCAGACUUUAAUAAAAUGAGAGGUAGCACCUUUUGCAGAUGGAGUCAAAAACCUGAUGACCAGCUGAAUUGAUCGUUCCUGUACAAACCUAGCAGGGAAACUGUAGACAAUGUCAACUUUUUGUCAGUGAGGAGCAUUUGGGGAAAUGAGCUAAUUUUCCAGUUUUUUUCAAAUUAAUUGUGUGCAUAAACACAAAAAAAUGGUGCAAUUUGCAGAGCCGGAACCUCCAAAGCCUUCGGAAAGGCCCAAGGCUCGCCAACAGGGUUUGGAUCAGCUGGGGAAAAGAAUCGUCCGAUGGUGGGAAAAGGAAAGCAUCCAAUAUGCUUUCAACAUUCCACAAGUGCGAACCAGAAUCGAAAAGCUGAUGGGAAUCAACUAUGUCAGUCUCACAGACAGGAAUUAUAUGCAAAAGUUGCAGGAGCGGAUUCUUGAAGAUUAUGAAGAACAAAUGCAGAAAAGAAUCAAAGUGCGACAAGAAGAAGAGAUGGAAAGAGUGAAAAAUCUGGUUCUGGCAGGCAAAAUUCCAUUGGAUCAAGCACCACCUGAAAUGGCGCAACAUCCCAUUAUGCUUAUUGAGAACUACUGCAAUCAAAAAAUUGCGGAAAGAAGAGCAAAGAUCAAAAUCUACAGAGUGAAAAUUCCGACUUACCUCUACUGGGACGACACUCCAGAUCCCCCAUCCGGACUUUCCAUUGAAUCUGGACACGUUUUCAGGCAGCAGGGCGAGAAAUUGUGCCACCCUGUUGAGCUUCAUUUGGGCGCAUCUCAAGACGAAGACAUCGAAAAUGGCUACUUAAUGGGCAGCGAACAGUACGAUAACAUUAAAUACGAAAGUUCCUUGGUGAAGCGAUUGAUGGCUUGUGAGACUGUAGAAGAAAUGUAUGCUCUAGCGGAUGAUAUCAUCGGCGUAUUGAAGACCAUAGAUGAUUCUAGUAGAGUUCCAGAAGAUAAUAUAUCUGAUACUCUGGUGAGUGCUACUUAGAAGAACUCCAGAAGCACUCAAGGAAUCAGUUGUAUGCUUUUUUCUACUAAAAGUGAGCGAAGAUGCAGACGAUAUUUAGCCACCUAAAUCUACCAUCUUGUAUGUUGAACUUGAUUAAAUGUUUUUCUAAUCUACACUUAA
This is a messenger RNA of Dendroctonus ponderosae (mountain pine beetle), 1128 nucleotides long. RefSeq lists its product as uncharacterized. The transcript is spliced from 6 exons. Bases 205 to 987 code for a protein of 260 amino acids. Lineage: Eukaryota; Metazoa; Arthropoda; Insecta; Coleoptera; Curculionidae. The record is from RefSeq and is a predicted model, not a curated record.